UGACUGAAACAUUUUACGACGGGACGUAUUGACAGGUUGUCGGAGCAACACUACCGCCCCUGUUGAGUUACAUUGUAGGAAGCCUAGCCAUCUAUAUCAAUAUAAUUAUGUAUCAGAGGGCUGUAAUUACUGUUUGUUGAUUUUUUGAAAGGUCUUUAUGCGACGAGUUAUAACAUGGUACGAGGAACUCAUGUUUGAGCAUCGAAUCGAAUGCUCAGAAUUCAUUGUGCAAGGCAUCUUUCAAGAACUCGAAAUCCUUCAUUUUCUAAACGAACGGUAUGUACAAUUUCAACAUGAUAAAUGGCUUUAAAAAUAAGAUACAUAUUGUAAUGUCAAACGACGUUUCCAAGUGGUCAAGUCUAUUGGCCCAGGCUACAUCCAUAAUAGAGAUUUUAAAAUAUAUUUGAGAAUGUGCAUCAUAUUUUCAAUAUACAUAGGCAGCAUAGACCAUGAUUUACUUCUUUUACAAUCAAGGCUGUCCUAAUGUCACACUGCUAUCAUAGUGGGUGUGUGAGAGAGAGGGAGCGCUCAUUGCAAUGUCCAUAUUUAUUUGGGUGUGUAACACAGUAAUGUAACAAAUGUGUUGUGCCCUCUUUACAGAGCCUUGUUGCCUUUUGGAUGCCUGUAGCGACAGACUCCAAACAGACCUAAUCAGAGGUCUACAUUCCAUGCCUGGGGUUCUGUGUUAAGCUCUAAGCCAGUCAAUGAUGCUAACCCCCACCACCCCUGAAGCAGAGGACAAGGCCUGUUGCUGGGACUCCCCACAGAAGCCUGGGACUCAAUUCUCCCCCUCAUGCCUGUGAUCCCCAUCCCUCGGCGGGUGCGCAGCUUCCAUGGUCCCCACACCACCUGCAUGCACUCGGCCUGUGGGCCUGCACGCACCACCCAGCUUGUGCGCACCAAGUACAACAACUUUGACCUGUAUCUGCGCUCACGCUGCAUGUACGGCUUCCUGCGCUUCCUGCUCUACUUCGGCUGCAGCCUUCUGACCUCCCUCCUCUGGGUGGCGCUGUCCGCUCUAUUCUGCCUGCAGUACGUGAGCGCCCGCGUCUUCCUGCGGCUGCAGUACAAGCUGUCCGUCAUCCUGCUGUUGCUAGGACACCGGCGCCUUGACUUCGGGGUGCUCAACAACCUGUUUAUCUACAGUAUGCAGGUUACAAUGUUCCUGGUGGGAGGCCUGGGCUGGUGCUUCAUGGUGUUUGUGGACAUGUAG
Messenger RNA from Coregonus sp. 'balchen', 1213 nucleotides. NCBI's taxonomy places the organism in Eukaryota, Metazoa, Chordata, Actinopteri, Salmoniformes, Salmonidae. The record is from the annotation of a GenBank genome assembly.